AUCAAAGACCUGCCCACAAUGUCGGGACAGGACAACCGAGCGAACGAUACGCAGGAUAUAUUUCAAUUUUUCGAACAGCGACAAUAUCGCAGAAGAUACUGCAUCGCUGCAGAACACAAUUGAUAGCUUGACUUUUCAACUAAAGUUGAGAGAUGAAAAUCUCAAUAAACUCACAGAGGCAAAUGGAAAAUUGGAGACGCAGACAGCUGGCUUAAGACAGGAAGUACGAAAUGUUGAAAGUGAAAUGAGAAGCAAGAAUAGUGCAAUUCUUGCGCUUAAGGAACAGAUAAAGUUUUACAAACAGCAAUGUUCGGAUGCGAACAAUUACAGGAAAGAGAAUGAACAUCUGAAGAAAAAUCUUCAACAUUUGAAAAACGUACAGAGUCUUAUAGAUAGUUCUACACAUGAGAUGGAUGACAAAAUACUGAUGACGAGUGAUCCUUCCAAACUUGCAACAUACAUAGCAGUAUUAAAAAGGGAAUUGAAACACAUGUAUAACAAGAGCAGAGAGGUUAGAGAGAAAUAUAAAAAAUUACAGCAAGAUUACACCCGUGCCUCUACAGAAAACAAGGUUUUAGCAGAGGAGCGUACUAAGCGAAAAGAAAUGGAAGAACGGUUAAUGAUCUGUGAGAGCGAGAAGAUAUCUCUGCAAACGCAGCUUUUUGAAAUGCAGACAAACGCGAACGCGUAUAAAUGCGUUAGCUGUAAUAAAACAUCCGCGGAAAAGCUCAAGGAAGAGCUACCAAAACUUGAAGAUACUGUAAAUCUCGAAAAGAAUGAUAGCUGCAUUAUUAUAAAUCCAGAUAGUACCGAGGAUACUCCACAGAGCAUAAAAUCGCAAGGUUUCUUUUCGAUGAGAGAUAACGGUAUAAAAAGACAGAAAUCCAGUAACAGUUUGAAAGAGACUUCGAUACUUGCGAAAAAAUCGAAAUUUUAUCAACCGAAUCAAAAAACUGCCAGCGGCAGUGGUAUGAGUUUUGAUGGCUUCGGAGGACAUGCUAGGUACGAUAAGUUUCCUAAUCCGAUACCCAGUUCACAUGUAAAGAAAAGCAGAGAGGAUUUAAGAAAACCGAAACUUGAUACGGGUGACAAUCAGAAACUCAAUGAUAUACUGCAUAUGUAAGAUGUAUAAUGAUAUAGGAUGGUGCCUAAAUUACAAAAUAAAAUUAUAAUAAAAUAUAAAUUCCAAGAUAUGAAAAGACGAAUUUCAACUUGAAACUAGAAUUGCGUUAUUUAUUAUUACGUUUAAGGGAAAGAGAUUAGAUGGGUGUAAAUUUUAAAUUCUUGAUUGUAAAAUAGAAACGGCCCUAUUUUUGUAUCAAAUUUAAUUUUGUAAUAAAUAUUCUCUUUGUACUAUG
Messenger RNA from Temnothorax curvispinosus, 1358 nucleotides. Its product is annotated as cytadherence high molecular weight protein 2-like. The record is from RefSeq and is a predicted model, not a curated record. Lineage: Eukaryota; Metazoa; Arthropoda; Insecta; Hymenoptera; Formicidae. The transcript has 6 exons. The annotation marks the transcript as partial.